Molecule: messenger RNA, 1668 nt
Organism: Kazachstania africana CBS 2517
Lineage: Eukaryota; Fungi; Ascomycota; Saccharomycetes; Saccharomycetales; Saccharomycetaceae
Gene: JJJ2
Product: Jjj2p
Exons: 1
Coding region: 1-1668 (555 amino acids)
Biological process (GO): protein refolding
Cellular component (GO): cytoplasm
Source: RefSeq, a predicted model, not a curated record
AUGGCGGAUACCAUUGAAAUAGAAUUAGAUAACACUACACAUUAUUCCAUACUGGGGCUAACGCCAAAUGCCACCGAUAUUGAGAUACGUAAAUCAUACAUGAACCUAGCUCGAAAGCUACAUCCUGAUAAAUCAAAAUCAGAGGCUACUGGUGAAUUAUUUAAGCUGGUAGUUCAUGCUCACUCAAUUCUGACAGAUGUAGAAAAGAAAAGAGCUUACGAUGCAGAACUACUAAAGAGUGGUUUGUAUGACUAUUUAUCAAGGGAUAAUUCCAAAAGUGGCAUAUCUCCAGAGAUACAUUCUCCAAAGCCAAGAAGGAAAAAUAAGCCGUAUGAGCAACAACCAUAUGGCUUUGGCACUGAGGAAAAUGAGAAUAAUAAAUCAAGUGUACCAAUAUUCCAGUCAUUUAAUUUGAAGUCUUAUCAAAGAACUCAAAAAUAUUCCAAAAAAGAGGAUACUGGAGGGCAACCUGGAAGAAAAAACAAAUAUGAAUCAAUGUUUACAGUAGAAACAGAUUUCAGCCAACCAGACGAGCCAAUUCCUAAUGAUAACAUUCCAUAUACUCCACAAAAAUCUCCCAUUGAGGAUGAUGAAGAUGAUGUUUCGAGGACUAAUUCAAAUAGCCCCUCGGGUCUUCCAGACUCCAAAAGCGAUGGCACUCCUCCUCACAGCAACAAUACCGCAAAGCGUAACUUGAAUAAUACUGUGGCUACACCCGAAAAUGAUAACGGAGGAAAAGGAGGAGAUGCACAAAAAGUGAGUGGCCGUUCGAAACUGCAUAAGGUAGAUACUUCAAACCCAUUCACGAACCAAAGUUUCAGUGGAAAUAACAAAACAUUUGGAAGUCAUGAUAAUAGACAUUAUGCGCGAACUAAAUACGAAACAAGAGAAAAUAACAGAAGAUCAACGUCCCCAAUCAAAUCCACGCCGACAUCUCACAAAUUCACUAGCCAUUGGAACAGUCUCAAGGAUAUAAUAGAUAAAUUGAACCAGAAUACACACAAUAGUAAAGCUGAGAAAGAAAGUAGUGUACAAACUGAAAUUGAAAGUGAUGGCGUAAGUUCCACGGUUGAAGACCCAAUCAAUAUGGAUGACUUGUCUAUAGGAGGAGGUGAAACACGGCGUAAAAAGAAAAAAGUACAAACAGAGGAUAAUACCCGGAAAGAGAGAUCCUUUGAUAUGACUAAUAUCAAUGAAACCAUUGACAAUAUUCCAAUUAGCAAAAAGCAAAGAUUUUCGCAGUCAUCUGAAAAUUUACACGAGGCAGUAAAUCAUACACUACCAAGAUUUUAUAAGAGUGAAAAAGUUAAUGACGAUAUUAGCCAAGAUUUUAACAAUCUUAAUAUAAAAUUCCCUGAUAUACCAAAUUUCCAAAUUGAUCUAUUUGAUAUAUUCCAACUGGAACAUUGUAGAACGGAAGUAAUAAUUUUCAAUGAUGAAUGUAACAAUAUAAAGGAACAACUCCUCGAAAAAUAUUUCGACAGAUUACACUCUGACGUUAAGAAUAAUGUAAAACUAAUGAAAGUCGAAAACUUUGAUUUUUGGUUGAAAAGCAGGAAAUUCGAUCUGGAGCUGAUAAACAAAAUAAACGAAUUGGAGUAUCGACAGAGUCUCGUCGCUCAGACAUUCAUCAAUCUAAGUAAAAGUGUAUACUCCUCACAAGUAUAA